Camellia sinensis is the source of this 2283-nucleotide messenger RNA. It is a transcript of the gene DJ1C, whose product is annotated as Class I glutamine amidotransferase-like superfamily protein. Gene Ontology annotation, cellular component: cytoplasm. Lineage: Eukaryota; Viridiplantae; Streptophyta; Magnoliopsida; Ericales; Theaceae. The record is from RefSeq and is a predicted model, not a curated record. Gene Ontology annotation, biological process: glyoxal metabolic process.
AAAUGAUCUCAUCGCCGGCGGUCCGAAGAACACUGCAAGUUUGCAACUCUGCAAAAUGCGAAACUGAGAGAGAGGGAGAGAGAGAGAGUUCAUAUACACAACAAACACGUACAUAUACUCUCAUACAUAUAGAACAAUGACUUCUCUAUCAUCUUUUCUUUCAAUUCCUCCUCUGAACCCUUCUUCUCCACAUCAACCUCCAAUGGCUGUCUCUCUCACCACUCUCCACUCCUCUCCAUUCGCUUCCAUGCCCACCCAACAGCCCAAAAAACCCACUUCAAAACGCUCUUCAAAACCCACCAAAACUCUCUCUCCAACAACCACACCCACAACCACUACCAACUCUCACCCUCCCAAGAAGGUUCUUGUGCCAAUUGGGCUUGGUUCUGAAGAAAUGGAAGCUGUGAUAUUGGUUGGUGUUCUGCGCCGAGCUGGUGCCGAUGUGACCAUGGCCUCGGUCGAGCCGGAGCUUGAAAUCAAAGCUUAUUGUGGUACUAGGCUGGUUGCUGAUACAUCCAUCUCGGCUUGUUCCGAUGAAAUUUUCGAUCUUGUUGCUUUGCCAGGUGGAAUGCCUGGCUCAGUACGCUUGAGAGAUUGUGAGAUUCUCCGUAAAAUUACAAGCAAACAAGCUGAGGAGAAAAGGUUAUACAGUGCUAUUUGUGCUGCUCCAGCAGUCACACUUCUGCCAUGGGGUCUCCUCAAAAGAAAACAGAUGACUUGUCACCCUGCAUUUAUGCACAAGCUUCCAACCUUCCGGGCAGUUAAAUCAAAUAUCCAAGUUUCAGGGGAGCUAACAACAAGCCGUGGCCCGGGUACUUCUUUUGUGUUUGCUAUAACAUUAGUGGAGCAGCUUUUGGGGGAGUCUGUUGCCAAGGAGGUUGGAGAAUUGUUGCUAAUGAAUUCUGCUAAUGAGAACCCUAGAAAGGAAGAAUUCAAUGGAGUUGACUGGACUGUUGACCACAACCCUCAUGUGCUAAUCCCAGUUGCAAAUGGAUCUGAAGAAAUUGAAGUAGUAACAAUUGUUGACAUUCUACGUCGAGCAAAGGUGGAUGUUGUGAUUGCUUCAGUUGAAAAAUCUGUGCAGAUUUUGGCAUCACAUGGCACAAAAAUUGUUGCAGACAAGUUAAUUGGUAGCGCUGCCGAAUCAAUAUAUGACUUGAUCAUCCUACCGGGAGGAAUUGCGGGGGCGGAGCGGCUGCACAAAUCAAGGGUUCUAAAGAAGCUGCUAAAAGAACAAGAAUCAACUGGACGGAUAUACGGAGCAAUCUGCUCUUCACCUGCAGUCCUGCAUAGACAAGGAUUACUCAAGGAUAAGAGAGCCACAGCUCAUCCAUCUAUCAUAAGCGAGCUCACCAACAAAGCAGUGGAUGGUGCCGGAGUGGUUAUCGAUGGCAAACUGAUCACAAGCAGGGGACUUGCCUCUGCAGCCGAUUUUGCCUUGGCUAUUGUGAGUAAGCUUUUUGGUCAUGCAAGGGCAAGGAGUGUAGCAGAAGGUCUUGUUAUCGAGUACCUCAGGACCUAAAAAGAUGAUUUGUAACCCGUGAAGUGUUUGAGACGCCAAAUGCCCAUAGCCAAGAAAGAUGGAGCGAUUUUUUCCCAACUCGAUCAGCCAUUAGAAGAAGAAAAUAAUCUUCUCUGGUGGGUUGGUUAUAUAUAAGAACGAAGUUUUUUCUUUGUUCACGGGAAAAAUUACUUGCAGAAAGAAUUCACAAUGAUUGAGAACAACGGCUUGAAAUCCUCAUUUAUAUUGAUAAGCCGCAAUCAGGUAUCUUGGAUUUCUGCAGACAUAACAAGAUGUGGCAUGCUAACUAUUAGAUCAGUGUUGCUUUCUGCAGACCUUACUCUGGACCAAUACCAUUGAGGAUUGGUGCUUUUUUGCCCGGCAUGCAAAGAAAAUGACGUCAGUCAUGACUGUUAUUUCCGUGUCAUUAAGCUUUUUGUCAGAGAGCAAUCCAAAGUUGUGUGCGCGAUGUCCUCCUGUAAACAGGUUUUGAUGUUUUGAAGUACCUCGUUUAUAUUUGUAUAAACAGUUCUAUUUUUGGAUCUGUAUGCAUAUCCUUAUUUCUUCCCUUUGGCCAUUAGGAACAUUUAAGACUGUAUUUGGAUCAUGGAUUUGAGUAGAUAGCAAAAGUUACUUUGAAUUUGAAAAGUCUAGUUCUUAGCAAGUGAAAAUGGAACAAGAGAGCUUCACUGUUAUUUUGUUGUUCCACUUUUUCUGAGUGACUAGGCAGGGGAUGAUGACACGAUGGCACUAAUGCAUUGUACUCCGUCAAUUUUCAUUCA